This is a messenger RNA of Caenorhabditis bovis, 777 nucleotides long. The record is from the annotation of a GenBank genome assembly. NCBI's taxonomy places the organism in Eukaryota, Metazoa, Nematoda, Chromadorea, Rhabditida, Rhabditidae.
AUGCUUCUAGGCAACAAUUUCUGUCCGGCGCCAUGUCCCGACUAUUACGAGCCGAUUCUGCAUGUCAUCGGCGCCAUCUCGACGAUGCUCAACGUGUUCGGCAUCUAUUUGACGAUGUACCGAUCGACGCACAAAACCAAGUAUCGCUUCUGUCAGCUCUACGUCCAAUUGACGGCGUUCUGCACCGAAUUCGAUCUUUCGAUUAUCAAUCCCGCCUAUUUCUAUUUUCCGAUGAUCGGCGGUAUCAAUUGCGGAAUGUUUCGGCAUUUUCAAGUCAAAUAUGAGAUCAACUCGCAUUUUUGUAUUACAAUUUUCGCCUUGUUAUUUUCGCUUCAAACGCCUUCCAUGGUCUCCUGCUUCUUAUAUCGUCAUUUUGUUGCGGCUCGAUGCUCGCCGGCCUCAAUAAUGGCGCAGAAAAAAUAUUUAAAUUUUUUAAUGAUGAUCAUAUUUCAUUUAUUUCCGAUUAUGAUAACAAUUAGCUUAUACAAAUCGCGAUUGACAAUGGAGGAAAAGAGGGCUUCAAUCGAUUUGAAUUUUCCCGACUGCGUCGGCGUUUUCGACGAAUUCACAUUCGACAUGUAUGAUUAUAAUGUGAACUCGAACUUCCUCGUAUUCGUGGCGUUCGUUUCCGCAUUGAUCGUCGCGUUUUUCGCGUGCUCGGGCUAUUUGACGUGGCGAACGGUGAAAAUUCUCAAAACGUAUCGAACGAUUAUAUCAACGAGGACAUAUCGAAUGCAGAGAGAGUCGCUCGCAGCGCUGAUUGCACAAGUUUGUUGA